Messenger RNA from Aspergillus puulaauensis, 2271 nucleotides. RefSeq names its product phosphatidylinositol-3-phosphatase YMR1. Gene Ontology annotation, biological process: dephosphorylation. The record is from RefSeq and is a predicted model, not a curated record. The transcript has 3 exons. NCBI's taxonomy places the organism in Eukaryota, Fungi, Ascomycota, Eurotiomycetes, Eurotiales, Aspergillaceae. Gene Ontology annotation, molecular function: phosphatase activity. Bases 1 to 2271 code for a protein of 756 amino acids.
AUGGAGAAAACACGGGUUUUCAGGGUUGAAGAUGUGACCUUAGCACGCCGUGGAGACCAAGCUGUCGGCACCCUUCAUCUCACCCCGCACCAUAUUGUCUUCUCUGCCAUCCCUCCACAGUCUCCAGACAAUGUACAGGCGCAGGGUGCGCCGGUUAAACCGAAGGAAGUUUGGAUAACAUAUCCCAUCAUAUCGUUCUGCACGUACCGCCCAGCUCCGGCCAUAUCCCGUCAGCCGUCGUCCAUUCGCCUGCGAUGUCGAGAUUUCAACUUUAUUUGUUUCUACUUUACAAACGAGAACAAGGCUAGAGACGUUUAUGAGAGUAUAAAGUCGUGGACUUGCAAGUUGGGACAGAUUGAUAAACUUUACGCCUUUACCUUCCAGCCGCCUCCUCCCGAGCGCGCAUUCAAUGGUUGGGAGCUCUAUGAUCCUAGCAAGGAAUUGGCGCGACAGGGUGUCGACCGCGAUGGCCAUGGUUGGCGCAUCUCUCAGAUGAACUCUGACUAUGGGUUUUCGCCAACCUAUCCUUCCCUAUUCGCUGUGCCUACCAGCAUUUCAGACAACACAUUAAACUAUGCCGGACGGUAUAGAUCUCGUGCGCGGAUACCGGCAUUGACCUACUUACACCCUGUCAACAAUUGCUCGAUCACAAGAAGCUCUCAACCACUGGUGGGCUUCCGCGGGAACCGAAGCAUUCAGGAUGAGAAGCUUUUAGCUGCCAUUUUCGCCACAACGAGAUCAAAAAGACCGCUUGCCAACUUCACCCCACCAAAUCUAGAAAAUGAGUCCUCAGCAUCUACACAAGGCGAAUUAUCUAGUAGUCAGAGCUGGCCGGAGGUCACAAAUGCCGAAGACUUGGAAGCCGAGCUUAUUUCAUCGUUUGACGAAGAAUCGCAAGAUAAACCCCACAUAUACGGCGCGCAACAACAUAACCUGAUUGUCGAUGCGCGACCCACCGUCAAUGCUUUCGCCAUGCAAGCCGUGGGCCUUGGCUCUGAAAACAUGGAUAACUAUAAAUUCGCGACGAAGGCGUACCUUGGAAUUGAUAACAUCCACGUUAUGAGGGAUUCAUUGAACAAGGUUAUCGAUACCCUGAAAGAGUCCGAUGUAACUCCGCUUGGUCCCAACCGGGACCAGCUCGCAAGAAGUGGUUGGCUGAAGCACAUUGCUGGCAUUCUAGACGGUGCUGGCCUGAUCGCACGCCAAGUUGGCCUUCAGCAUUCGCACGUGCUGAUCCAUUGUUCGGAUGGAUGGGAUCGUACAAGUCAGUUGAGCGCGCUAAGCCAACUUUGCCUCGAUCCUUAUUACCGAACUUUAGAGGGAUUUAUGGUCCUAGUAGAAAAGGACUGGCUUUCUUUCGGUCACAUGUUCCGACAUAGAGCAGGACACUUGAAUUCUGAAAAAUGGUUCCAGAUCGAGAACGAGAGAAUUGGAGGUGAAUCCGGACGAAGUUUCGGUGAGAGCAGUGGUGCUGGAAAGGCAAUCGAAAACGCCUUUCUCAGCGCCAAAGGAUUCUUUAACCGGGAAAAUACAAGCCGUGAGACUCUUGGCGAGUCGGAUGGAGAUACUCGCGAAUAUGAGUCCGACAGCCCUAGUGCUAAGAAGCCUAGUUCCGCACCGAGGACGGCAGUCGCUGAGAAGGAAGUUACGAAACCGAAGGAGACGAGCCCUGUCUUUCAUCAAUUUCUUGAUGCGACAUAUCAGCUGUUGUACCAGUAUCCAUCCCGCUUUGAAUUCAAUGAGCGAUUUCUGCGGCGCCUACUCUACCACCUAUACUCCUGUCAAUAUGGUACGUUCCUCUACAACAGCGAGAAGGAGCGGGUGGAAGGAAAAGCCAAGGAGCGAACACGCAGUGUCUGGGACUACUUCCUCGCCCGGAGGGACCUGUUUGUAAAUCCCAAAUACGAAUCCGACAUUGACGACAACAAGCGAGGCAAAGAACGAUUGAUUUUCCCACAGGUUGAUGAAGUGAGAUGGUGGAAUGAGGCCUUUGGCCGGACAGACGCGGAAAUGAACGGACCACGCAUGCCCGGCAACUCCCAAACCAAAUCUAACGAAAGCUCGGAUACAGAACGGCGAGUUCCAGUGUUGACAGGCCUUGAAUCCUCUACCCAUGCCCUCGGUAGCGGUCUGGCUGGAAACCAGACAUCUCCACCACCAAAUGGGGCGACCGCAGUGACUUCCGGGAUAUCUAGCCUAUCCCUAUCUGCAAAUAAAGAUCAAAAUCACAAUGCAGAAAGCAUGAGCCAGAUGGAGGUUGAGAUGCGAUGA